CUGCAUGACCUGUCUGCUCUAGCCUCUUAGUUUUUCUCUAUAGUAUUUUGGGAGGAUUGGCUGGGCGGGCUUCUACAUUUGCCAGCUGAUUUCUUCUGGAUACCAUGGCGCCUCCGAAAGAAAAUGUCAGUUUGCUUUUUAAGUUGUACUGCUUGACGGUGAUGACGUUGGUGGCUGCAACAUAUACAGUAGCUUUGAGAUACACAAGAACAACAGAAACAGUUUUGUACUUUUCAACUACAGCCGUCUGUAUUACAGAAGUUAUCAAGUUAUUCCUAAGUUUGGGCAUUUUAGCAAAAGAGACUGGAAGUUUGGGUAGACUGUUGACGUCUUUAAACGAGAAUGUCUUGGGCAGCCCUAAAGAACUACUCAAAUUAAGUGUUCCAUCUCUCGUGUAUGCCAUUCAGAACAACAUGGCAUUCCUGGCUCUUAGCAAUUUGGAUGCAGCAGUUUAUCAGGUGACCUAUCAGUUGAAGAUCCCAUGUACAGCCUUAUGUACUGUCUUAAUGCUGAACCGCUCUCUCAGUAAACUGCAGUGGUUCUCAGUCUUUAUGUUGUGUGGUGGAGUCACAUUUGUGCAGUGGAAGCCAGCGCAGGCCACAAAAGUUCAGAUGGAGCAGAGCCCAUUGAUAGGCUUUGGUGCAAUAGCUAUUGCCGUUUUAUGUUCAGGAUUUGCAGGGGUAUAUUUCGAGAAAGUGCUAAAGAGUUCAGAUACAUCUUUAUGGGUCAGGAACAUUCAGAUGUACCUCUCUGGGAUUGUAGUGACUUUGGUUGGUGUCUACAUGUCCGAUGGAGCUUACGUAAUGGAGAAGGGUUUUUUUUAUGGCUAUACACGUUACGUCUGGUUUGUCAUCUUCCUUGCCAGUGUCGGAGGCCUCUACACUUCAGUUGUUGUGAAGUACACAGAUAAUAUUAUGAAAGGUUUUUCUGCAGCAGCAGCAAUUGUUCUCUCCACUAUUGCGUCAGUCCUUCUCUUUGGCUUACAGAUAACUGCAACCUUCUCUCUUGGUGCUCUACUUGUGUGCAUUUCAAUAUAUCUGUAUGGACUGCCUCGACAAGACACCACAAAAAUCCAGCCAGUAGAAGCAAAAGGGUCAAAAGAGAAUCUUCUUAAUGUGUGACAUUUGCCACCAUGAAGAAUAGUAAAGACAAUGUAAAGUAAAGAAGACUUGAUCUGGGUGUUUUUUAAAAAAAGAACAAACACAAGAACAAACAGCCUUAAAACUGGUAAUAGAAGACUUUUAUGUUUGAAUUGAAAGUGAAGUAAAUAAUUAGUGAAAUGAAGGAUUACACUGGAGGAUAUAUACUUCACUAAAUUGUGAAGCAUUGCUUUUCAUAAAGUUAUGUCUUUUCAUUUGUGUUGGACUAUGAAGAUUCUGCUCCCAAAAAGAAUGAAGGAAUGGAAUGUGCAGUUUUUAAAUAUAUAUUGUAUAUAAAAUAAAGAGGGGAAUGCCAUUGGAAUUCAUUUUGAUGAAGCACAUUAUAUGGAUUCUCUUCCCAGACAGAAAUGUGUUAUGUCAUAUGUCCUUCUAAGGGGAGGUGCUAGAUCUACCAACUAAAUUGUUAAUUCACUCUUAAAACUUACUGAUCACCUUCUCGUGUAGACAGCAAGACACAUCUUCCCGUGUGUGUGCGUGCCCGGCUUUCAGUUCGAGUCAUUUGCCAAAGUUCUGUAGUGAUAAGUGUUGCAGCUGAAGUGAAAUCAAGGUGCCUGUUGUGAGUGAAAGUGAGCUGGGGCAACAGAAUGCAAUUGUUUGUUGGUUUAAUGAAUACAACUGUAGCUGAAACACAGUCUGUCUUUUAAGCUUUUGAUAAGCUGAAUCCACUUUUUGCAAAAGCAGGAAGGAAAAGAAUAAAGCUGCUACGUGUAAGGUGAAUUUUUAAAAUUGUGAUUGGGAUUUUUAUACCAUUUUGUAUAACACGUUUUUGGUGCACACCUAAAUAGUGCUAAAUGCAUUUUUGUGGAAUUUAGGUAGUGCAGUAGCCAUUUUGGUUUAAACCUUUUGUUCUUGCAUCAACUGUAUCUUGUUCAGGGGAG
This is a messenger RNA of Rhineura floridana, 2038 nucleotides long. RefSeq names its product solute carrier family 35 member A1 (gene SLC35A1). Bases 105 to 1121 code for a protein of 338 amino acids. Gene Ontology annotation, biological process: pyrimidine nucleotide-sugar transmembrane transport. Gene Ontology annotation, molecular function: pyrimidine nucleotide-sugar transmembrane transporter activity. The record is from RefSeq and is a predicted model, not a curated record. The transcript has 8 exons. Gene Ontology annotation, cellular component: Golgi membrane. NCBI's taxonomy places the organism in Eukaryota, Metazoa, Chordata, Lepidosauria, Squamata, Rhineuridae.